Ectocarpus sp. CCAP 1310/34 is the source of this 1986-nucleotide messenger RNA. The record is from the annotation of a GenBank genome assembly. Lineage: Eukaryota; Phaeophyceae; Ectocarpales; Ectocarpaceae.
CGGGAGUCGCGGUGGCGGGGGGCGCUCGUCGGCUGGGGGUCAGGGGGGCGGCGUCGCCCGGGGAGGAGGACAGGCUAACGGUGGCGACGGUGGUGGCUCGUCGUCGGCCUUGGCGGUGCAGGGUGGCAGCAAAUAGGAGUGCGGGCUCCGCCGGGUGGCGGGGCCAACUCCAGUGUCGGUUCCAGCUGAGAGGCCGCAACAGCAGCCAGGUCAUAAGGAGAUGGCGUCCCGGGCCUUGGCUGGCGUGGGGAUCCGAGGCGAGCGCUGGGAGGGCUUGCCCGGAGUGGCUUCCGAUUUGGAGUCAGAUCGUGGAGUUAGGCCCGAAGGAGCGCGAGUUGUGCUCCACCGUGCUGGCUUCGAGCUCGUCCGGCACGCACUUGCGCCAUCGUCUGAACGAACUUACCUGGGAUUUUUUGGAGCGUGGGUGAAGUUUCGAGAGGACGUUGUGGGGAGACCGACGUUUAUGAUGCCGUCGUCUCCAUCGCCGGAUAGUGUUUCGCAAUUGUUGGAGUACGUGGCAUACGCGUUCACGGUGCUGGGCUUGAGGCAGACGACGAUAGCUGGUCAUUUGUCUGCUGUUAAAUUUUUUCAUCGUUUGGCGUAUGCGAUGGAAGUUGAUACAUGUCAUUCUUUGAUCAAGCAAGCGCUCAAAGGGGUGGCGCGAGGGCAUGCGGGUGUUGGUGCACAGCAACGGGUGCGACGUCCGGUGUCGUGGUCGAUGCUGAAGGAAGGGGGGCGUCUGGUGCCACAGUGGGGCACGCGUGGGCGCGUGUUGUUUCUGGCGUUGAGUGCGUCAUUUUUUUUCUUGAUGCGGGCAUGCGAAAUGUUCGCUGUGUCCUCGUUGGCCAUGGAUUCUUGUCAUGGGUUGCGUCGGGGGGACGUGGCGUUUUUUUUGGGUUCUCGCCAGUUGCCUCCGGAACGGAGGGGAGAGGCCGACAGAGUCGAGGUGCGGUUUCGGUCGUCCAAAGGCGACCAGUUUCGGAAGGGCGCCGUGUGUACGCGGGCGAGGCCGGGGCCUCCCCAGUCUGUGGAGUGUGGGGGGGGUGCAGUCGAUGUGAUGAUUGAACUCCUUUCAUGCUUCCCUGUUCUCCCUUCGUCUGCUCCGUUAGUCGCGUUCGGAACCGGGGAGGGGCGAUGGUCCGUGUGGACUCGUCGUCACGCGACGGAAGCGCUGCGGCAAGUCGUGUCGUUGGCGGGUCUGAAGAGUCCGAGUACGCGUUGCAUUCCCUUCGGAUUGGGGGCGCCACGUACUUGGCAGCGGGGGGAGCGUCGCCAGAAGUUCUGAGACGAGAGGGGAGAUGGACUGGGGAAUCGGGGUAUCGGCCGUACGUAAGGAACCAUGGGAAAGAUGCAGAGUGGGUUUCUAGUACCUUGGCGUCGGAGGGUGAUUCAGAGAGGCAACCAGGACAGGGUACAGAGUGGGGUGACGUAGUCCUGAGGCUGGUGAUGGCGAGCCGUAAAAGGAGGGGGGAGUGAAUGCAAUCAGGGUUAUUGGUACAAGAGUGGGAACCACGGUAGGGGGGGAGAGAGAGUACAGAUCAGUAUGGAAACCAGUCCGCAGUUAGGUUGGGGGCAGGCAUGACUUUGAGAGUAUGCCUGAUGGUGCGGUGACUGGUUUAUACUGAUGGUGUUGUGGACGGGGAUAGGUUGAGAUCCCCGAGUUCCGCUCUUCUCUCCCCCCCCUGUUCAAGCGUGGGGGGGUACGACCAAUUAAUGUAAUUUCGAAAGCAACGAACAAAGCAGAAGAUUGCAGAGACAGAGGCGUUGAAAUCUGAGUUUUGUGAGGAGCGGAAGAUGAAAUAUCUGUUGGCCAAUCAGAGUGCAGCAGCAUGGAGUCAGCGUGAAGUGUUCGAAACCUGACCAGAAGAGUAGACUUGGGAGCACUUGUUGGUCUGCCCCAAGGAAGCACGAGGGAGGCUGCUGCAGCCAAGAGGUAUUUCGGAGGAGAUCUAUUUCUUUCCCACCCACCCACCCUUUUGCUUUUGG